Drosophila teissieri is the source of this 2425-nucleotide messenger RNA. It is a transcript of the gene Nct, whose product is annotated as nicastrin. Gene Ontology annotation, biological process: Notch receptor processing; protein processing. The record is from RefSeq and is a predicted model, not a curated record. NCBI's taxonomy places the organism in Eukaryota, Metazoa, Arthropoda, Insecta, Diptera, Drosophilidae. The transcript has 7 exons. Gene Ontology annotation, cellular component: membrane. Bases 88 to 2181 code for a protein of 697 amino acids.
CGGUAUUUUAGUGCCUAGGGGUAUUUUGAAUCGGAACGGUCACACGCGUCACUACAAUUUCUGGACGCGAUUUCGUGGGAAUCUUCGAUGGAAAUGCGUCUGAAUGCGGCUUCCAUAUGGCUGCUAAUACUGUCGUAUGGAGCUAUUAUUGCUCAAGGAGAACGAACUCGCGAUAAGAUGUACGAGCCCAUUGGAGGAGCUAGCUGUUUCCGGCGUCUCAAUGGCACCCACCAGACAGGCUGUUCCUCAACGUACUCCGGUUCCGUGGGCGUACUCCAUCUGAUAAACAUCGAGGCCGACCUGGAAUUUCUACUGACCAGUCCACCAUCGCCACCAUAUGCCCCGCUGAUACCACCUCACCUGUUCACACGCAGCAACCUGAUGCGCCUGAAGGAAGCCGGACCAAAGAACAUUUCUGUGGUGCUGCUGAUCAACCGCACGAAUCAGAUGAAGCAGUUCUCGCACGAACUCAACUGCCCCAAUCAGUACAGUGGCCUGAACAGCAGCAGCGAGACCUGCGACGCCAGCAAUCCAGCCAAAAACUGGAAUCCCUGGGGCACUGGACUGCUGCACGAAGACUUUCCCUUUCCCAUCUACUACAUAGCCGACUUGGAUCAGGUGAACAAGCUGGAGAAGUGUUUCCAGGACUUCAACAACCAUAACUACGAGACGCACGCUUUGCGUAGUUUGUGCGCCGUCGAGGUCAAGUCCUUUAUGUCAGCCGCUGUCAACACCGAGGUCUGUAUGCGCCGCACCAACUUCAUCAAUAAUCUUGGUGGAAGCAAGUACUGUGAUCCGCUCGAGGGACGGAAUGUGUACGCCACCUUGUACCCCCGAAAACCAGCAGUGGAAAACAACUUGGAGACAGUCCAUACGAAUGAAAAGUUCAUACUAGUUUCCUGCAGACUGGACACCACCACCAUGUUCGAUGGCGUUGGUCUUGGAGCCAUGGACUCACUCAUGGGAUUCGCGGUUUUCACCCAGGUGGCGUAUCUUUUAAAACAAUGGAUUCCGCAAAGCUCGUUGUCCGAUCCUCUUCAUAAUGUGCUGUUUGUGACUUUUAAUGGCGAAUCCUAUGACUACAUUGGAUCUCAGAGAUUUGUAUACGACAUGGAGAAACUCCAAUUUCCUACUGAGUCCACAGGCACGCCGCCAAUUGCCUUCGACAAUAUCGAUUUCAUGCUGGACAUCGGUACACUGGAUGACAUAUCGAAUAUUAAGCUGCAUGCAUUGACUGGAACACCUCUGGCUCAGAAAAUUCUGGAGCAGCUGAACAACUAUGCGAAGUCACCGCGCUAUGGCUUUAACCUGAACAUUCAGUCCGAGAUGAGCGCCCACUUACCACCUACGUCGGCGCAAUCCUUUCUGCGACGUGAUCCAAAGUUCCAUGCUCUGAUUCUGAACGCUCGGCCAACCAACAAGUAUUAUCAUUCCAUCUACGAUGAUGCGGACAACGUUGACUUCACCUAUGCGAACACAAGCAAGGACUUCACCCAGCUGACGGAAGUGAAUGACUUUAAAACCUUGAAGGCAGACUCACUGCAAAUGAAAGUGCGGAAUGUGUCUUCUAUUGUGGCCAUGGCACUAUAUCAGACGCUUACUGGAAAGGAGUACACUGGCACCAAGGUGGCCAAUCCCUUGAUGGCAGAUGAGUUCCUUUACUGUUUCUUGCAAUCGGCGGACUGCCCACUUUUUAAGGCCGCAUCUUAUCCUGGCAGCCAGUUAACCAAUUUGCCUCCGAUGCGAUACAUAAGCGUCUUGGGCGGCUCUCAAGAGUCAUCGGGAUAUACGUAUAGAAUUCUGGGCUAUCUUCUGUCGCAGCUGCAGCCAGACAUUCCUAAAGAUAACUGCACCGACUUGCCGCUGCACUAUUUCGCCGGCUUCAACAAUAUCGGCGAGUGUCGACUCACCACGCAGAACUACAGUCACGCCCUGAGUCCAGCUUUUCUUAUUGAUGGCUACGAUUGGAGUUCCGGCAUGUAUUCCACAUGGACUGAAUCCACCUGGUCACAGUUCAGUGCUCGCAUCUUCCUGCGCCCGUCCAAUGUGCACCAGGUCACUACUCUCAGCGUUGGCAUAGUGGUGCUGAUCAUAUCCUUCUGCUUGGUGUAUAUAAUCAGCUCACGAUCGGAAGUCCUCUUUGAGGAUUUGCCGGCAAGCAAUGCCGCAUUAUUUGGUUGAUGUCACAACUGCCACAGCGACGAAAUCAUCGCGUUCAGCAGCUCAUUCCAUAGAUUUCUGCAUGCGUAAACGUUAGUUGUAAACCGAUCGAUUAAAUUCUCUGAUUUAUGCGUGCCCUUUUAGAUUGCCGCGGCCGACAGCCUGUUAAAUCUUCAAGAAUAUCUGAGCACAUGCCGAAGAUGAUUGGGGUUGCUGAAUAUGAUCUAAAACGAAAAACAGACUUAACAAAGACACUAAAAUGAUA